Gossypium raimondii (Peruvian cotton) is the source of this 1044-nucleotide messenger RNA. RefSeq names its product ras-related protein RABA5e. Bases 100 to 759 code for a protein of 219 amino acids. Gene Ontology annotation, cellular component: endosome. Gene Ontology annotation, molecular function: GTPase activity; GTP binding. The record is from RefSeq and is a predicted model, not a curated record. The transcript has 2 exons. Lineage: Eukaryota; Viridiplantae; Streptophyta; Magnoliopsida; Malvales; Malvaceae.
CAUACCAUCCCCUUGUCUUUAUUUCCUUUUUUUUUUCUUUAAUUUCCUUCGUGCUUGUCUUAAACACCAAGAAAAGCCCCUCACCGCAACGGCGAAAUCAUGUCGGACUCCGACGACGAUUCCGGCGGAGAAGAAUACCUUUUCAAAAUAGUCAUAAUCGGAGACUCCGCAGUCGGCAAAUCCAACCUCUUAUCCCGCUACGCUCGUAACGAGUUCAACCCACAUUCAAAAGCCACCAUCGGCGUGGAGUUCCAGACGCAAAGCAUGGGAAUUGAUGGUAAAGAAGUCAAAGCUCAGAUUUGGGACACCGCCGGCCAAGAAAGGUUCCGUGCCGUCACUUCAGCUUAUUACAGAGGUGCCGUCGGUGCUCUUAUUGUUUAUGAUAUUAGCCGUAGAACUACCUUCGAUAGUGUCGGCCGUUGGCUUGAUGAACUCAAAAUGCAUUCUGAUACGACGGUAGCAAGGAUGUUGGUAGGCAACAAAUGCGACCUUGAAACUAUUCGAGACGUGAGUGUUGAAGAAGGCAAAGCCCUAGCCGAAGAACAUGAUUUGUUCUUCAUGGAGACAUCUGCUUUAGACUCGACGAACGUCAAGAAAGCGUUCGAGCUUGUUAUACGAGAGAUUUACAACAACGUCAGCCGGAAAGUACUAAACUCGGAUACUUAUAAAGCCGAAUUAACCGUCAAUCGGGUAAGCCUUACUAAAACCGAAACCGAUGCUUCGAAGCAAACCCAAAAUUUCUCUUGCUGCUCUAGGUGAGGUAUCAUUUAUUCUGAAAAGUGUACAAUGUCGUCGAGACCUUCCCAUGGUUAUUCAAUUCAUUUCGAUCGUUUGUUUUUGUGUUUUCUCGAAGGAUACGUGUUUCGGGAUUCUUUAUUACCGAACAAUAUCGUUUUAUAUGGUUAAAUUAUUGUCUUCGGGUCAAAGAAACUUGGAGGCAGCCAUGUUUUUUUUUUUUUUUACACAUUGUAUUAUUGUAUGUUGAGAACUUGAUAUCUUGGAAUCAUAUUCAUUAUUUUUCUAUGGCAUUUGAUAUUUGAUUAA